Molecule: messenger RNA, 1076 nt
Organism: Saprolegnia parasitica CBS 223.65
Lineage: Eukaryota; Oomycota; Saprolegniomycetes; Saprolegniales; Saprolegniaceae
Exons: 1
Coding region: 27-1031 (334 amino acids)
Source: RefSeq, a predicted model, not a curated record
CGACGGCCCAAUCGCAGCAGUUUGUGAUGGCCGACUACGUGCUGCGGACGCCGGAGCUCGUGCGCAAGGUCGCGUCGUACCAGGUCGGCUGGCCCUUUGAGCUCGUGCCCCUCGCCGUCUUCCUCGACCACGCGCUGCCCACCGAGGUGUACGGGCCCAUGGCCGGCGUCGCGCCAGAGGACGACCGCCGCCGCCGCGCGUUCGCGCCGAUCCACGCGCUCUUCCCCGCGUGGUUUGAGCGCUACGGCGUCGACGGCCUCGGGCGCCUCUUGCAGCAUCGCGCCAGCUACCGCGACCACCUCGUCUUCUACGCUGUCCUCUACGGCAACGUGCCGCUGCUCGAGUUCCUCAGCACCCACGUCCGCCUCGACGUCCGGUCGCCGCACUGGUGCUACGCCGCGUACUUUGACCACCUCGACGUGCUCGAGUUCUUGAUGGCGCACGGCUACGAGGGCUACUCGACGCGCGUCUUCUCGGUCGCUGUCGCGGCCGGCCACCUCGGCAUCGUGCGCUACCUCCACGAGCUUGGAUCGCUCGCCGACUCGGAUGCGAUGCGCCUCGCGUGCGAGCACAACCACUUGGACAUUGCCGAGUACUUGCAUUACCACCUCGACCUCUCGUGGGACCGGCCGUGCGUCGUUGUGUACGACAACGAGUCGGACGGCCGCUGCGCCAUCCGCGACUUUCUCAUCGAGCACGGCUACGUCUUUGAGACCGUGCAAUGCCCGCGCCGCGGCGUCCUCGACCGGUGGCGGCUCCGGAAGCGAUCGAGCCGCGAUCUGCGCCUUCUCCGGGUCGUCGAGAGCACGGACGACAAUCUCAUCCAGCGCGCCGUCAACCUCGCGGCCGCCCACGGGCUCUCGCACAUCGUCACGUACUUUUGCCGCCACCGCGUCGCGACCUUCCAGACCGCGCAAGCGCUCGACGUCGCCAAGGACUGCCAAGAGCGCGUGCUCGUCCCGAUCCUCAAAGACCAGGUCAAGAAGGAGACGCCGCGACGCCGCCGCCACCCGUGGUGCUUUAUCCAGUGAAAUCCCACGCGACUAAUUUAACUACCUGUGCUGUUACCUAGCCCC